This is a messenger RNA of Cricetulus griseus (Chinese hamster), 360 nucleotides long. NCBI's taxonomy places the organism in Eukaryota, Metazoa, Chordata, Mammalia, Rodentia, Cricetidae. The record is from RefSeq and is a predicted model, not a curated record.
AUGAUCCCACAAAUCGUGACCAAUGAGACUGUCACAGUGAUUUCAACAAAUGGAGUUGACUUUCCCCAAACAGACAAACCCCAGCCUGCCCAGCAGAAGCAAGACAGCCUGAAGAAAUAUCUAAAGGCAGAAAUCAAAGUGAUGGCGGCGAUCCAGAUCAUGUGUGGUGUGAUGGUGUUGUGUCUGGGCAUCAUUUUGGCAUCUACUCCAAACACCAUACACUUUACCCCAGUGUUUUCUCUCCUGUUAAAAUCUGGCUACCCAUUUGUAGGAUCCUUGUUUGUAAGUAGAGAUUUGUGUGGAGCAAGAUGGAGAACAGAGGAGGGAGCUAUCACCUAGCUCAGUUUCUGUCUACUGUGA